AUGGGUGCAUUCACUGGACCACAAUUCCAAGCAUGGGGCCAGGAGGCAAGGACCAACAUUACCGUGGUGGAUAGAGUUCCGCCGGAUAUGCUGCACCUGGUUGACGCUCACUGGUAUCAGUUCCCGCCGAUGAAUCCACUGUGGCAUUCCAUGCUCGGAGUAGCCAUCGCCGUGCUUUGCGUAGUAUCAAUGGCCGGAAAUGGUUGUGUGAUGUAUAUCUUCACUAAAACCAAAUCACUGCGUACUCCAUCCAAUAUGCUGGUGGUGAACCUCGCUUUCUCUGACUUCCUGAUGAUGUUCACUAUGGGACCACCGAUGGUCUGGAAUUGCUACUAUGAAACCUGGGUCCUUGGACCACUGGCGUGUGAGCUGUACGGUAUGGCUGGAUCUCUUUUCGGUUGUGCAUCCAUCUGGACUAUGACGAUGAUUGCAUUCGACCGCUAUAGGGUCAUCGUGAAAGGUCUGUCGGCUAAGCCGAUGACCAGCAAUCGCGCUGCGCUGCAGAUACUCGGAGUGUGGGCUGUGUGCCUUUCUUGGACGUUAGCCCCGCUGUUCGGGUGGAACCGAUACGUUCCGGAGGGUAACAUGAGUGUCUGUGGAACCGAUUACCUCACCGACACUCUGCUGAGCCGCUCCUACAUCAUGGUGUAUGCUUCUUUUGUUUAUUUUUUGCCUCUGUUUUCCAUCAUCUAUUCCUACAUCUUCAUUAUUAAGGCGGUAUCGGCUCACGAAAAAAACAUGCGUGAACAGGCGAAGAAAAUGAACGUAACCUCGCUUCGGUCGCAGGAGGCUCAAAGUACCAGCGCGGAGAUCAAACUGGCGAAGAUUGCCCUGGUUACCAUCUCGCUUUGGUUCAUGGCAUGGACCCCGUACUUGGUAAUCAACUUUACAGGAAUAUUCCAUGCCGCUCCAAUCAGCCCACUGGCAACCGUUUGGGGAUCACUUUUUGCGAAAGCUAAUGCUGUCUACAACCCAAUCGUUUACGGCAUCAGCCAUCCGAAGUACCGUGCUGCUCUGUAUCAAAAGUUCCCAUCGCUAUCCUGUAACGAUCCUGUUGAUGACGACCAAUCCAAGGGCACAGCCGCCACGUCUGUUAGUGCCGAAGAAAAACCAUCGGCAUAA
Messenger RNA from Sabethes cyaneus, 1122 nucleotides. Its product is annotated as rhodopsin-like. Bases 1 to 1122 code for a protein of 373 amino acids. Lineage: Eukaryota; Metazoa; Arthropoda; Insecta; Diptera; Culicidae. Gene Ontology annotation, cellular component: membrane. Gene Ontology annotation, biological process: phototransduction; G protein-coupled receptor signaling pathway; visual perception. The transcript has 2 exons. Gene Ontology annotation, molecular function: G protein-coupled receptor activity. The record is from RefSeq and is a predicted model, not a curated record.